AGAGAGAAAGCAUUUAUUUAUAUUACGACAACUUUGUUCUGAAAAUAUAUGCUGUUUGUUCCCUACAAGUUAUGGGCAGCUGUCUGUACCAGCCAAAGGACCCAAUCCAGAGAAAGACAUGCGUACAUGCCAUUUGAGAUGUACAUGGCACUUAAGUUGUAAAAAGAAUGGCAUACUCCAUUUCAGCACAGAACUUUGUGGCCAUUUCAGAUCUGCACCCAAAUCUUGCUCGUCCUAGUAUAAUUGGUGUGGUGAUUGGGAAAACAGAUGCCAAAGGCUUUCCAGACAGAAAAAACAUUGGAUCAGAACGGUAUACUUUUGGUUUUACUGUCCGUGAUUCGCCCUCUUACUUCAUAAAUGUAAAUGCUUGGGGGAGAGAGGACUAUAUUAAAUCGCUUUCAGAAAGCUUUAGAGUUGGUGACUGUGUAAUCAUUGAAAAUCCCUUAGUACAGACAAUAGAGGCAGAAAAGGAGGAAAAAUUCAACCCUACAACUCCUUGCUGCUACAAACUACUGCUCAGUGAGAAUCACUCUGUGGUUAAAAUCUGCUCCCGCUAUGAAGUGGACACCAAACUGCUCGGCCUGUUGACUCUACCAGUGAAGGAUCCUCAAGAUUUCUACUCCCUGGGAGACAUUGUGGCUAAUGGGCAGAGCCUGGAUGGAAGAAUUAUUAACAUUCUGGCAGCUAUUAAGUCGGUUGGAGAACCAAAAUACUUCACCACUUCAGACAGACGUAAGGGUCACAGAUGUGAAGUAAGGCUGUUUGAUGAAACUGAGUCUUCCUUUGCCAUGAUAUGCUGGGACAAUGAAUCUAUCCAGCUUGCGCAGAGCUGGAUGCCUCGAGAAACAGUGAUAUUUGCAUCAGAUGUAAGAAUCAACUUUGACAAAUUUAGGAACUGUAUGGUUGCAACUGUAAUCUCAAAAACCAUCAUUACUUCUAAUCCUGAUACACCAGAAGCAAAUAUUCUGCUCAACUUCAUAAGAGAAAGUGCAGAAAUGUUAGCUUUGGAUGAUGACAUGGGAAAUCGGUUCAGAGAGUCUGUACACUUGCAGACCAUAGAUGAUGUUUAUACAGUGGAACAGUUAAAGGUGAAAGCUUUGCAGAGUGAGGGAAAACCAGAACCCUUCUAUGGCAUUAUUUUCGCCUACAUUUCUACACUGAAUAUUGAUAAUGAAACAACCAAUAUAUUAAGAAGCAGAUGUGCCAGGUGCCACUAUGUGAUCAAGGAAGAUGUGAGCACGUGCUCUUUCUGUAGCAGCUUCCCUUCCUCUUCCUCAGAGACCACGCCUGUCUUUGCCAGCUUUGACUUACUGGUUGACCUGACUGAUCACACAGGCACACUUCAAGCUUGCAACCUCUCAGAUACAGUGGCUGAGGAAACCUUAGGUUGCACGGUCCAGGAGUUCCUGACUCUGACAGAGGCUCAGAAGACAGCAUUAAAAUGGCAGCAUCUUCUCGAACGAAGCAAAAUUUAUGUUAAAGUUAUUCUUUCACCCAACUCAAGAACUGGAUUGAGAGUGAGCCUGAUUUCUUGCAGACUAGCAGAUCCAGUGGAGUCCAGUCAAAACCUGCCCAGGAAAGGAAAACAAGUCACUUUCCCAGCUUCAAAACAGCUGGAAGGAGUGUAAGAGAUUCAGUUCAUAGGAAAAUCAGAAAACUGCAUCCUGACUACAGUGGGUUGAAACAUGCUAAAAUUAUAUAUUUUAGUACUCAGCUUUGAUAUUUGUAUUGUCUUGAGUAUAAUAGGUUUAAAGAAGUUUUAGUUUAAAUCUUCCUUCCAUAUAUAGAUGCUGUUUCUUCUGAAUUAAGACCUAAACAUAGAGAAGCAAAUUUUCAUUUCAUGAAUAGUACAUUUGAGAAAACCAUGCAUAUAAAGGAGUUCUUUAAUUCUCUCUCAGCAUGCUUGACAUUAAAAAAAUUUCAAUAUUAUUUUAUAUUAAAGCUGUAAUUUCUAGUGGGAA
This is a messenger RNA of Hemicordylus capensis (graceful crag lizard), 1961 nucleotides long. RefSeq names its product meiosis specific with OB-fold (gene MEIOB). The record is from RefSeq and is a predicted model, not a curated record. Gene Ontology annotation, biological process: resolution of meiotic recombination intermediates. NCBI's taxonomy places the organism in Eukaryota, Metazoa, Chordata, Lepidosauria, Squamata, Cordylidae. The transcript is spliced from 14 exons. Bases 168 to 1628 code for a protein of 486 amino acids. Gene Ontology annotation, molecular function: single-stranded DNA binding; single-stranded DNA 3'-5' DNA exonuclease activity.